AUGGCAGAGAACAUUCUCCGUGCAUUUAACGGGACGCUAGAUCUCCGGGCUGCCUACAGCUACAACGCUGGACAGGUCGAAUCCUUCCUACAGGACGUUUGCAGCAACCCUGCAACGUAUGCUGUACCGGCCAAUGUCCAAACUGAGUUGCAGCGGAUUCGGCGUGAGAUCCUACGAUUAAGAUCGCCGAACGGACCAGACUACGCGUCAGCUACUCUGACGCCAAACCAGCACAUACACCGAACGUUGAAUCCGGCGUGGCCCCCAUCACGGCAGCCUGUAAUCGUUUCGAAGUUUAAAGUCGGAGGCCACGCUCACAGUAAUCUAAACUACUGGGGCAUCUUCGACCUUCUCGGCCUAUUUCUGUCAACGAUUGGCGGCGCUCCGACUGGAGCCAGCAAACGGAAUUUCUACUUGCCUCUGACGGCCGUAUACGGAAAAUGGUGCGCAGCAGUUGGAGAUCGAACGCCGUACAUGUACCAAUGUACAUGGCGUCAGAGGUGCGGCCAGGCCGACGAGUUUUUUCUGGGCUCAAACUUGGCAGGGUAUGAUGCGCCAAAACCUUCGACAGGCACCUGGCUGUAUGUUAUGAGGCGGGCCCGCUUCCGUCCUCUGAACGACGAACCGUUCAAAUUGACUGGAUACGACUUCGUGCAUGCCCCUGCUCGUAGGGGACCCCAAGCAUACAACAGGCAAAGAUUUGGUACUUGUGCGGAGACAUACCCCUUUUUAAGACUUCUCAAGGGCCACAAUCCUACUAGAGAAACCUGCCAUGGCUUAGCCUUGCAGCGAGACUUUACCACAGCUGCACAGUACGAAGAUAAUCUGUCUGGUUCUGCUUGGACGAGGGUUAGAGACCCUUGCCCCAACUGCCAGGUGCUAAUCCGUCUAUACGGAGGGAACCUUCAGAACUUUUUAAGUACUAGCGGCCAAGCCGGGGCGCCACCCUAG
Paecilomyces variotii is the source of this 951-nucleotide messenger RNA. RefSeq lists its product as hypothetical. The coding region runs from base 1 to 951 and encodes 316 amino acids. The record is from RefSeq and is a predicted model, not a curated record. Lineage: Eukaryota; Fungi; Ascomycota; Eurotiomycetes; Eurotiales; Thermoascaceae. The transcript is spliced from 4 exons.